CUCCCCUCACCCCCUCCCACCAUGCACCGCUCGCGCCAGUGGCCGGCGUGCCCCCCCUCCCCGCCGGCAGGGAGCGCGUCGUCGCCAGCGACGAUAUGCACAAGCACCGACGUGCCGCCGCCGCCAAUAGCCGCCUCCGCCGCCUCUGCCCCGCCCCACCAGGCCAAUACCGCGCCAUCCGCCCCCGCGCCCCCGCCGACCCCGCACACGGUCGCGCCCGUCACCAUCCCCUCGCAGGCCCUCUCGCCGCCCACGCCGGCGCCGAGCCCCACCCCAACCGAACGCUGGACGUACGCCUCCAUCAACGACCUGGCCGACGACGGCGCGAGCAUCGACUCUGUCCCGCGCUUGGACCAGCAAGACAUUGAAGUCGACAUGCCGAACCGCGGUACAGAGCUCCUCCAAGGAUUCCGAUGCCUCACCAAGGCAGAGCGCUUCGCAUUCCUCAACUCGCUCAUCGGCGAGCUCCAGCUCAACGAGGCGCUGGUUGUGUCGAGCAAGAUCUCGCCACGACUCAAGCGUGACUUCCUCCGCGACCUUCCUGUCGAGCUCGCGCUUCACUGCGUGAGCUACCUCGAUGACGCGCGUACUCUUGGCCGCGCCAUGCGCGUGUCAAAGUACUGGAACGAACUCUUGCAGGACGAGCGUCUCUGGCGCGACAUGUUCAAGCUCCAGCUCUACCGCCCCAACCUUCCUUUGUCCCAGGCUCCCCAGUCACCUCCACCUGCAGCUGGUGCCGAGACGGCACAGCCGCCCAAUGCCCCUACCGCCGCGGCCGACGCGCCGAUGCUCGCCCCUCAACGCGAGCGCCCCUCCUUCGGCCCUAUCGCCAAGAUUCGCAGGCCUCUCCUCCAGCCCCAGAGCUACCGCGAGCAGUUCCGCAACGCCUUCCUCACUGAAUCCAACUGGAUCAAAGGAGGCCGCCUCCUCACCACCCAUGCUUCCAUCGGAGACAGCGUCGUCACCUCGCUCGUGGUCAACGACGAGCACAUUGUCAUCGGCAUGGCCAACUCGAAGAUUCACGUCUUUGACGCUGCGUCCGGCCACUUCCGCCAAUCACUCAUCGGUCACGACCUUGGUGUCUGGGCUCUUGUUCUUGUCUCUCCCCGUCGCACCGACCGCAGUCGCACCUACGACACUCCCCAGCGGUCCUCGUCGGACACUGGCGCCUCGCGCAGGGCAUCCUUUACUGGCGCAACGCCACCAACUCGCUCCACCCCUGCCUUCCCUCCAACUCGUACCGCUUCAGACGACCACAUGCGUUACCCGCGCCAGACCAAGCGCAUGCGCUCGAGCGACGUCUGCGGAUCGGCUGCAGGCUGGGGCGCCAAGGCGACCCUCGUGGUCAGUGGUGGUUGCGACCGCGACGUUCGCGUUUGGAACAUUGCCACUGGCGAGUGCAUCCACAAGCUCCGCGGUCACUCGUCGACCAUUCGCUGUUUGAAGGUUCUCGAUGGCCGUCCUAUUGCCGUGUCCGGCUCGCGCGACUUUACUCUCCGCGUCUGGGACAUUGACAGAGGACGCAUGCUGCGUGUCCUUGAGGGCCACGAGCAGAGCGUGCGCUGCAUCGAGGUUGCUGGCAACCAGGUCGUCAGCGGCAGCUACGACUACACGUGUCGCCUUUGGGACAUUGACACCGGCGAGUGCCUCCAGGUCUUCGAGGGCCACUACCACCAGAUCUACGCCGUGGCGUUUGAUGGCGAGCGCGUCGUAUCGGGCUCGUUAGACUCGACUGUCCGCGUCUGGGACGCCGGCUCGGGCGAGUGCCUCGCCAUCCUUCAAGGCCAUACGUCGCUCGUCGGCCAGCUCCAGCUUUCCGGCGACCGUCUCAUCACUGGCGGCUCGGACGGCCGCGUCAUCGUCUUUGAUCUUACCGACAACUCGUGCGUGCACCGGCUGUGUGCGCACGACAACUCUGUCACCUGCCUGCAGUUUGACGACCGCUUCAUCGUCUCUGGCGGCAACGACGGCAGGGUGAAGCUGUGGGACAUUCAGACCGGCACGCUCAUCCGUGAGCUCACGCGCCCAUGCGAGGCCGUGUGGCGCGUGUGCUUCCGCGACGACAAGUGUGCCAUUCUCUGCCAGCGCAACGGCAAGACUGUUCUCGAGGUGAUUGGGUUCCGCCCCGAGGACGACCUUCCUCCUCCAGAGCCACUGUCGCGCACCCCCGACUGGUGAGGAAGGCCAGUGAGGGCAUACAUUGCACGCGCCGGGGCGUCGUUUUUACCAGGGUUGUUUUGGUGUUACCCAUACUUGUACAACUGUCACGUCACGAUCCAUACAAUAUGUCAUGU
Molecule: messenger RNA, 2294 nt
Organism: Vanrija pseudolonga
Lineage: Eukaryota; Fungi; Basidiomycota; Tremellomycetes; Trichosporonales; Trichosporonaceae
Gene: Fbxw7
Product: F-box/WD repeat-containing protein 7
Exons: 4
Coding region: 22-2178 (718 amino acids)
Molecular function (GO): protein binding
Source: RefSeq, a predicted model, not a curated record